Cladocopium goreaui is the source of this 1476-nucleotide messenger RNA. NCBI's taxonomy places the organism in Eukaryota, Dinophyceae, Suessiales, Symbiodiniaceae. The record is from the annotation of a GenBank genome assembly.
GGGAGAUAGCGGACAAACCAUCUGUCAGCACCACAGAAGUGUUUGCAGAGUUUGGGAAGUUUGACCCAGUCGCAGAUGAGAAAAACGAUAGUGAUGUGAGCACUACCACACAACCCAUGGUGUCUACGGAGGCCCAGGAAGUGCAGAACCACAUCUACCAGCACGAGCUCGCGCGCGGUGAUCGCAGCUGCCCCUACUUUGCGGAGGACCAGGCGCUGUUGAUCAGCGGUUGGAAUAUGUCUCGCUAUCCCUGGCACAUUGUGAAAUAUCGCUCUGAUGGCAUAUCGCCAAUCAAAAGGGAAGUCUUGUAUGGAACGGCUUUUGCGCAGAAAGCCAUUUGGGAACAUCAGCAUCCAGCAGACUGCAGCAAGGUUAGGUAUAUGGCAUACUACCAUGCACCUUCUGGCAUUGGCUCGCAACUUCACUUGCUGGGGCAAGCUUUGGCUUUGGCCAUGCACUUGGGGCGCAUCCUGAUCAUUCCAAGCAAGGACUCGCAGCGUCACUACGAGGACCCCACGUUUUGCCCCGGCGAAGACGGUUGGCACUGUUGGUUUCAGCACAUCACGUGGUGCAAACCCACAGGCGACGUGCUGAAGAUCCAUGGCACUCCAGAGCAUGGUGGUUUCAAGUUCAAGGACGUGCCUGAAGUCUUUCACCCUCUGCUGAAGUGUUCUCCGGUGAAACCUCGAGUUUGGUUCUACUGGUGGCGUGCUCAAUCCAUCGCUUACCUCAUUCGCUUCAAUCAGAAAACUCGAAGUGCACUGGAUCAACUUAGAUCUGAGACGUUGUUUCAAUGCAAGGAACAUGUGAACGCCGUGAACGCGAAGGUUUUGGAUCCUGGAACGGUCUCGGCACACGUCCGUCAUGGCUUUAAGUUUUGGGAGGCGAAGAUCUUCGAUUUUAAGGACUACGUCGAGCAGAUGGAUGCGCUCUGCGCGGGAAAUCAGACGCUCCGAGUCCAGUACAAAGAAGUGGCGGAAAGCAACACCAGUUUCAGCUUUCCCCGCGAAGCCUAUGCGAAGAGAGCGGUCUUCUUAUCCACGGAGGAUCCGCUGGUUGUGGUGGAGGCAUUGAAACUCUGUGCUGCAAAGGAUCCUUGGAAGGUGAUCUACACCAAAGCAGACCGGAACAACAAGGAUUCCUGGAUGAGUGCGGGAAAAGGAGGAGCUGCACGAAGAGAAGUGAUGCUAGCAAUGAUGAAUUUGGAAUUGGCACUGGAGGCAGACGCCUGGGUUUGCACCUUGACAUCCAACUGGUGUCGCUUGAUCGAUGAACUGCGGAUGACCAUUGCCUUGAAGGCUUCACAUCCAUACCUCAGCUUGUCCAAAGGGGGCAAGAUCUGUGAGAAGAACUUGCCUCCGAAGCCCGAAUGCUACCUGGACUGGUGACGUCCGAUCUGGCGCUUAGAACAGUUCUUUUUUUCCAAAAUGUAACGAACAUGUUCUCCCGACUUAGAACAAAAAAUGACCACUUUUG